This is a messenger RNA of Nicotiana attenuata, 600 nucleotides long. RefSeq names its product ABSCISIC ACID-INSENSITIVE 5-like protein 4. The coding region runs from base 1 to 600 and encodes 199 amino acids. The transcript is spliced from 2 exons. Gene Ontology annotation, biological process: positive regulation of DNA-templated transcription. Gene Ontology annotation, molecular function: DNA-binding transcription factor activity. NCBI's taxonomy places the organism in Eukaryota, Viridiplantae, Streptophyta, Magnoliopsida, Solanales, Solanaceae. The record is from RefSeq and is a predicted model, not a curated record.
AUGGAAGUCUCUGAGAAUGAAAGUGUUGACUAUUGUAAAGUCAAUUUAGAAGCAGAAUCUUCAAAAUACCAUUCAAUUGCUUCAUCAAGCAGGCAAAAUAAUUCUGCAUUUUCACUAACCUUAGAUGAAUUUCAAAGCAAGAAGGGAAGAAAUUAUGGGUCUAUGAAUUUAGAUGACCUACUAAAUAAUUUUUGGGACAAUGAAGGAAAUCAAGUUACUCCCAAUUCAAAUCAAGAUAUUCCUACAAAAGAAGGACAAAAUUCAAGGUAUGAUUUCCUUAGCCACUCAAAGUGUGCUGAAAAUGGCAAAGGAGAUGCUGAUUCUUCUUCAACACAUCAUCAAAUCUUUGAACAAGUUAAUGGCUGUUUCAUUAAUGGCCACCAGAUUUCUGAUCAAAUCACUACAACAAAUAAAGAAAAUAAUGAUAAAUCCAACAGUGCAUCAGAUGUUAGUGAACCAAUUGGCAAUAGCAGAAGAAGAUCAUCAAGUGUUUCAUUAGAAGCAACAGUAAUGGAAAAGAGACAACGUCGAAUGAUUAAGAACAGAGAAUCUGCUGCACGAUCUAGAGCUAGAAAGCAGGUAACAAAUUUUUCAUCUUAA